UGUGGCGGGAAUUCAAUCCCCGACAAACAGUUUGGGCUCCCCGUCGCCUCCUGUCACACAAAUAACAAUGGUGGACGGUCAUUCGAUACUGGUGUGUGCAGAAAAUCAAAGGAACCACCAGUGGGGGUGCAUACUGCGACAACAUUUUGUUGUUUUUCACUCUCAAUCAUGCGUUUCACUCAAUAUUUAUAAAUACUAAUCUGGUCCGUUAUGUAAACUAUAACAAUAUUGUAUCAUACAGAGUUGACAUUUAUCAGCCAAGGAUAAGUAUACUACCCCCGGUAAAGCAUCAAAAUGGAUUACACGUCGAAGGAUUUGAGCAAAUUCGAAGUCAUAAAACAUGAGCUGGACAGCAUCAAAGAGCAGGAGGAGCACCUCAUGGAAAACUUCCUACAGAUUAGCAGGCGCAUUCAGAGAGCGGCAUCGUCCCCACUUCCGGUCCCUCGACUACUUCCGGAUCAGGCCUUUAUCUGUAGACAUGGUCACAUCAACUGUCUGGGGUUGUACGGAAAUAAGGAGGACUCAAUGAAUUGGAGACUUGCUACACCAACAGAGAUAUUGUCAAAAUCCUUGAAAAAUCUCGAAGAAAUCAUAAGCUCCCUUGAAGACAUGAGUAUUAGAGAGUCUUCAGACGUUUCUUGCUUAGGCCACGACUCUGACUGAAUUCACUCUGUUUCUAAACAAAAGUUCCUUGUAACUUAACCAAAGGUCCAAUAUGUUCAUCUC
Messenger RNA from Magallana angulata, 726 nucleotides. RefSeq lists its product as uncharacterized. Bases 295 to 663 code for a protein of 122 amino acids. The transcript is spliced from 3 exons. NCBI's taxonomy places the organism in Eukaryota, Metazoa, Mollusca, Bivalvia, Ostreida, Ostreidae. The record is from RefSeq and is a predicted model, not a curated record.